Messenger RNA from Triplophysa rosa, 3675 nucleotides. It is a transcript of the gene dtl, whose product is annotated as denticleless E3 ubiquitin protein ligase homolog (Drosophila). The coding region runs from base 38 to 1984 and encodes 648 amino acids. Gene Ontology annotation, biological process: mitotic G2 DNA damage checkpoint signaling; proteasome-mediated ubiquitin-dependent protein catabolic process. Gene Ontology annotation, cellular component: nucleus. The record is from RefSeq and is a predicted model, not a curated record. NCBI's taxonomy places the organism in Eukaryota, Metazoa, Chordata, Actinopteri, Cypriniformes, Nemacheilidae. The transcript is spliced from 15 exons. Gene Ontology annotation, molecular function: protein-macromolecule adaptor activity; protein binding.
CAUCACAUCUAACUUCAGUGCAGAGCAGACAGAAGCGAUGACUCUUUUUCACCAUGUUAUUGAUCGAGGGAUUUUAAAACGAAGAUGGAACGAUAAUCGUCGGGAUUUCCCCCUCUCAUCUUUACUGGAUGGAUUUCAGUGCACUCGACACGAUGAACAUGUUUCAUACGGAUCCUCAGCUGCUGCAGUGCCGCCUUUUGGUUGCACGUUUUCCUCUGCCCCCGGACAUCAGAACAGCGUUGCUGUUGCAAAUGAAGAAGGAUUUGUGACCAUCUUCAAUACUGGAGAAUAUAAGAGCUCCGUCCUGAAGGAGUGGCAGGCCCAUGAUAAUGCAGUGUUUGAUAUUUCCUGGGUUCCUGGCGCGAACAGUUUGGUAACAGCCUCCGGUGACCAGACCGCACGUCUGUGGGAUGUUAUUACUGGCGACCUGCUGGGAACGUUUAAAGGACACCAGUGCAGUCUGAAAUCGGUGGCUUUCUCAAAGCAAGAGACAGCUGUAUUCAGCACUGGAGGCAGAGAUGGGAACAUAAUGCUCUGGGAUACAAGAUGCAGUAAGAAAGAUGGCUUCUACAGGCAAGUGAAACAGAUCAGCUGUGCCCAUAUGAAACCUGAAAGACACACACCCCAAACAAAGAAGAGACGAGGAAUGGCGCCCCCGGUGGACUCCCAGCAGGGUGUGACAGUGGUUCUGUUCUGCGAUGAUAACAGGCUCAUCUCUUCAGGAGCUGUUGAUGGGACCAUUAAAAUGUGGGAUUUGCGGAAGAACUACACUGCAUACCACCACAACCCCCACCCCCUGCAGACUUAUCCAUACCCGGGUUCCUGCACACGCAAACUAGGUUAUUCUGGUCUUUCUCUGGACUCCACCGGCUCCAGGCUGUUCUCCAACUGCACGGAUGACAAUAUCUACAUGUUCAACAUUAGUGGUUUAAAGACAACUCCAGUUGCCGUAUUCAGAGGCCAUAGUAAUUCCUCAUUUUAUGUGAAGUCCAGUGUCAGUCCAGAUGAUCAGUUCUUGGCCAGUGGCUCAAGUGACCAUCAUGCUUACAUAUGGAAGAUUGCUGACCCAAAACAACCUCCCAUCAUGCUUCAGGGUCAUAGCCAGGAAGUCACUUCAGUGGCGUGGUGCCCCACUGACUUCACCAAGAUUGCUUCAUGCUCAGAUGACAACACUGUUAGGAUUUGGCGCCUGAACCGCAGACCAGAUGGAGAAAACACUUCGAACAGAGAAGCAAACGUUGUUGGGUGGACGCUUCGUAAAAUCCAAUCAUCUUCCAGAACACAUGGUCCUUUCAGCCCUGUUGCUGUCACUCCAGCCAAAAGCCCUAUGUCUGAGUCGGAGAGAUCUGCGUCUCUGCCUUCACCCCAGCCUGCUGCUUGUGCCCCCACUGGUGCUGAUCUGCCCCUCCCAUCAAACACAUCUGCACCUGUGGCCAAACUCAGAAGCCCCAAAUUGCCCUCAUCCAUCCAGCAGUGGAUCAGCCGCGGCACUUCCCCAGCCGCCUGCGGUGCAUCUCCAUGCCGAAAGGUGCUCAAACCUGUCCUCCAGGCAUCCUGCUCUGAACGACGUGCCAAGCGACGACUGGAAACGGGUGAUGCUUCUGGUGUGGGAGAAGAGAGUGACGGGGUAUCAGAGUUGUGUCCGGACGCCAAGAGGAGCAGGAGUUCAGAGAUCUCGCACAGCUCCCCUACAGAGAACAAGCAUGCCGUGUUCAGGCUGCAAAGAGAGGGGAGUCUGAGCUCGGCUGUUCAGGCUGGUAAAGAGAACAGCUCUCCGAAAAAGACUGACUGGCUCUCUGUGAUGAGCCAAAAACUGAAAGGAUCAGCGCAACCCAAAAGUCCCAGCAACAAGCGAGAGGGUUUUAGAACGUCCAGCUCCCCAGCAGCAGUCUCACCAUGUCCCAUAAAGGUCCUCUCCCCUUCACCAGCCCACAAAGCAUCGAAAAAAAUCUCCAGCUACUUCACGAAAAGGACCCAAGACUGAUCGUUCUGAGAUCCUAGGUCUUAGCGAGAGACUGUUCAGUGGCGUAAAUUCUAGUCCAGGUCUCCUGGGAUAUAAGAUAAAAUUUUAACCUGUAAAGAAUUUGCUGAUACAGCUUGUAUUUAUGUAUGUUAUUUGCAUAUUUUACCUAGUUGUAUGUUUUUACAUAUGUACACAUUUCAUUUCUUAGAAGAAAGGGUCAAAUCGAUGGAGAAUUUGGUGAACAUUGGAGAAGUAGAUGAAAUCGUUUGACGCCACAAUUAAACUCUGCAAAAGCGUUGAUGUCUAUGAUGCUCUUAAUGUGUAACUUAAAGGACUAGUUCACCCAAAAAUGAAAAUUGUGUCAUGAAUUACUCGAGCCUGUAUACAUUUCUUUAUUUGGUUGAACGCAAAAAGAUAUUUGGAUGAAAAGUUACCAUAGUAGGAAAAAUACUUGUAAAUGUUUGUAUUGUUCUGUUUAACACAAAGAUGUUUUGAGCAAUUUAGGAAAGCAAAACGUUCUAGGGCACCUUUGACUACCAUUUUAAUUUUUCCUAUUGUAUUCAAUGUUGUCCUAGAAAUCUCAGUUGCUAACAUUCUUCCAAAUAUCUUUCUUUGUGUUCAACCAAAUUUAUACAGGUUUGGAACAACGAGACAGAAUUUUCAUUUUGGGGUGAACUGUCUAGACCCUUACAUUAUCUAACACCUUUCAAAGCUGUUGCAUUAUAAAUGUGUAGUUUUCAAAGAUUUGUAUAAACACUCUUCGUAAAACCUAUAUUUUCUUGUCAUUUAAAUGUGUAAAGUCCUCUAUUUGAGCUUGUCUCCUAAAACAUGUCAUGAUUUUAUUGACUGUAAAGCAGCACUUUACAUAACUAAUCCAAUUCCAAUUAGCCCCGUGCCUUUGAAAUAUUGAACAUCUAUAAUGAACUUCCCAAAUUCUCAAAAGAUUAUACUCGAACGUUUUCCUCACGCCGUAAUAAUGACACGGAACAUUUAGACAUAUUUCUUUAGCUACGUAUAUUCUGUGUCGUAUACAGUACCUAUUCUGUACUGUAGCUUAUUAUUUGUAAGUUUGUGUGGUUUAAGAUUUGUCUGGAAUCUGACCUGUCGCUUCCACAUUCAUAUUUCAUCUUGCCUUGUAUUUUUGCCUGAAGUUUUGAGCACGUGUUCAGCACAUUGGCGUUUGUUGCUGUUAAGGGAUAGUUCACCCACAAAUGACAAUUCUGCCAUCAUUUACUCAGCCUCAAGUUAUUUCAAACCGGUUGACAUUUUAUUGUUCUUCUAAACACAAAAGAAGAUUGUAGGAAUGUUUGUAACUGAACAGUUCGGUGACAGCACUGACUUCACGGUAGGAAACGAAACUACUACUCAAUAGUGCCCCAGAACGGUUGGGUUUCCUACAUAAUUUGAAACAUGAGGGUGAGUAAAUGAUGACAGAAUUUUCAUUUUGGGUCGAACGGUCCCUUUAAGGACCUUAAUGGUCCAAAAUGUUGAGCUUUAAAUGACAUAUUUUGGGAUACAAUAACAACUGAACUAUUUAAAGUAGUAUUUGGCACGUUUUAUUGGUAUGGGUAAACAUCUGGCAAAGUCAUACUAUGUUUAAUUUCCACAGAUGUUUUGACAUGGUGCAUGAAUAUCUUGUUGCUCGUGAGUUCAGAUAUUAUGGCCACUUGUUAUUUUUUGUACGAUUUAAAUGGAUUUCUAUAUGUUUACAA